UCUCCCAUCCAUCUGCAAGCCUUCACUCUCCCUGGUGUGGACGCAGAAGUCAGUUCCUGGCGUGCUGGACCAGCCCAGUGAAAAAUGCCGUGCCACUUCUAACUUAUGGAGUAAUGAUGACCUCAUCAAGGAAAGAAGUUGAGAAGCGUCGCAACCCAGUAGAGAGCAUUUGUCGAAAAAUCAGAGCCAUUCGGAGGAGAGAGACCACUCUGAAUUUGGCUCGACGGGUCGCUAAACGCAAGUCCAGCAGCCCCGACAGUCCGCAGUCUAAAACCAAGACGGCCUUUGGGGACUCGCUGCGGAGGACAGCUGCCACUGGAGUUCCUGUGCUGGACUCUCACUUCUCAAGACCUGAGAGAAAGCACAGUCGCGUUUCCUGUCCUGAAGUCAUGUCCUUGAGAACCUCGACAAGCUCUCAGCCCAGCUCUCCUCAGGAGGCCACGUACUCCGUUGUUCUGGCAAGUUCUGAGAACUGCUCACAGCUGAGACCAUGGAGCCUCCAGAGCCCUCCAUCCUUGAAGUCUCAGUCCGGCCAAGGGCGAUGCAUCCCCAGCAAGGAUUUAGACAGCAGCCGCAAUGCAAACUCUUCAAGUACCUCAGUCCUUGGCUCUGUCUGCAGCUCUGGGAGGGACACUACGUUUUCCACUCCUUGGGAUGGGGUGACGAGAAAGUUAUCUCUGAAUGAUGACGGGUUGAAAGCUGAAGAUGAGGGCAGCCAGGAGGAGGGAGCCUAUGGGGCCUGUGAAACCCAUGGGGAAGAGUUUCUGGCAGGAAUUUUUCAAGAGCUCGACACCAAGCAUACAGGUGCAGUGGGAGUGGACAGAAUCAUGGCUUACCUGAGACGAACCGCUGGCCAAGACUCUGAAGACGGUGACCUUGAAGCGCUGGGGACCAUGCUUGAUCCCGAAAAUACAAACCCACGUGUGGACCUGGACACCUUCCAGGGCAUUGUGAAGGAGUGGGUAGCUCACUCUAGGAGCAGGAGGGAAGGAACAAGGAGCCGAUGGAGUGGCAGCUGGGAUGACUCUGUGUUUGAGCCACAGGAAGACGUGGGGCCAGACGGGCCAGGGAGCGAGCUGCACCACGAUUGCAGGGCGUGGAGGAAGGAGAUGUCCGAUUUGAUCACGUGUGUCUCGGACCUGCACGCCAGCAAGCAGAAGCUGGAGGAGGAGAACGCUACCUGUAGACUGGCGUUAGAAGCCAUGGAGGAAGCCAACAGGCAGCUGGCAGAGGACUGUACCAGCCUGCACCUCCAGAUGAGCAGUGCCCAGCAAGCCGUCAGGAGGGAGAGUCUUUUAAAGGAGGAGCUGGAGGACCUGAAGGUGACCAUGGCAGCUUCAGAGGAGCAGAAGACCAUGGCCUUGGCCCAGAACAAGCAGUUAGAGGCAGAAGUCAGGAUUCUGAUUCUUAAGAUCCGGGCUCUCCAGGAAGAGAAUGUUAAGAAUGUCAUUGACAUAGACUCUCUGGAAAAGAAGAUAGAGGAAUUAUCUGAAACCAAGAAAGAGUGUCAAAUGCAGCUGCAGAUGUGUGAGGACAUGCUGCUUACUAAAGAUGCAAGUUUGCAAAAGAAGGAUUUAUGCAUAGAAGAACUUGAGUCAACCAUCAUGGAAUACAGAAGCAUUACCGAGAAUUUGCGAGAAGAUAAGAACAACCUGACCCAGGAAUUGCAGCUCUUGCAGCACAAACUCAUUGUGAAUGGGAUCCAGGUGCAUGACAAGGGCAUGGUCUCUGAAGAGGAGAAGUCUCUCUACCAUGAACUCACUCUUGCCCAGACUGCAGAGGGUUCCUUAGACGAGGAGUCGCCUCACUCUGGUCCCCUGUCCUGCACAGAGGGCCGUCAACUUCUGUGGAGGAAAUUGAAGCAGUCCUGCCUCAAACCACAGAGAAGGCAAAAAGGAAGCCUUUGCCAGAGACCCCUGACCUGGAAGGAAUCUCGCCAGUGUUCGCCUCUGCUGGAUGCCUUGUAUCUUGAUGGCCUCACAGCAAUUCCAGGGCUAGAACUGACAUCCGUCCCGUGUGUCAGAGCACCAGCCCAUGCUCCGUGUGAAAGGCCUCGGGAGCCGGUGGAUGGAGCUUUGGAUGUGACGAGAGGACCCCAGUGCCCAGUCCCCGCGGGAGGCUCCAUCGUGGGACCAGACCCAGACCCCCUAGGUUGCACCACGAUGAGCGAGGACCUUAGUGCAGAUGAGAAUGGUGCCGGCCGCUUGUAUUCUGAGAGCUUGCCACCGCUCAGGGAGUAUCUCACACAGCCAUCAACUGAUCACACCUCGUCCUCAGAGAGUACCGUGACGUCAAGCGAAUCAGGAUCAGACAUUUUGCACAUGACGUCUGGUGACCUCGACUGCAAGUCCCUCUGCGAGAAGGAGGAGGAAGCAGGAUCGGCCCCCGCCAUGUCAGGCACCAGCCCAGCUCCGGGGACCGCAGUCCUCGGGGACUCCGAGAGUGUGGACAAGGCUGCUGUGUCGCACCUGGUGAGGGAACAGUCUCGGUUAAUGGAAGCAGGAGAGGGACUCAAAGCGCUGGAGGACGGAGGGAAGGGCCGCACUGCAGGAGAGACUGAGGUCUCAGAACCUCCCAAAGCGCCUGUGAAGCUAGUUAACUUUCAGCAGAGUGAGAACACCUCGGCUAGUGAGAAGGAGGUAGAGGCAGAAUUCCUCAGGUUAUCUUUGGGACUGAAGUGUGACUGGUUUACUCUGGAGAAGAGAGUGAGGCUUGAGGAGAGGUCCCGGGACCUGGCAGAGGAAAACCUGAAGAAAGAAAUCACCAACUGUUUAAAGCUUUUGGAGUCCUUAGCACCUCUGUGCGAAGAUGACAACCAGGCUCAGGAGAUCAUUAAGAAGCUGGAGAAGAGUAUAACGUUUCUCAGCCAGUGCACGACACGCGUGGCCAGCAGGGCAGAGAUGCUGGGGGCCAUCAACCAGGAGAGCCGCGUGAGUAAAGCUGUGGAGGUGAUGAUUCAGCACGUGGAGAACUUGAAGAGGAUGUACGCCAAAGAGCACGCUGAGCUGGAGGAGCUGAAGCAGGCUCUGCUGCAGAACGAGAGGUCUUUCAGCCCCCUGGAAGAUGAAGACGACUGUCAGAUUAAAAAGCGUUCGUCUUCUCUAAAUUCCAAGCCAUCGUCUCUUCGAAGAGUGACGAUUGCCUCUUUGCCCAGAAAUCUCGGGAAUAUGGGGACGGUGUAUGGCAUAGACAGUAAUGACAGAUUCAGCCGGCGGUCGAGCAGCUGGAGAGUUCUGGGGACGAAGCAGAGUGAGCAGCGCCCCUCGCUGCACCGGUUUAUUAGCACCUACUCCUGGGCAGACGCUGACGGCGAGAAGUGUGACGUGAAAGCCAGCGAUGCCUCGGAGCCGGCGGGAGAGGAGGUGGUGGAGAGGACCAGGAAGGUCAGCGUUUCUGAGAAGAGGAGCAGCCCAUCCGCCUGGGACAGCACCGCAGUCUGCAGCUCGGUGACUUCCUGGCUCACUCACCUGCGAGUGCCCUUCAGCAGGGCCAACAGGGUGCUCUGGCUCUCGGUGGUCUUCAUCGCACUGUUUGCAGCCCUGAUGAGUUUCCUCACAGGCCAGUUCUUCCAGACGACUGCGGAGGCUGCGCCCACACAGGAAGGGACCUCCUGGAUGUCUCUAGAACACAUCUUAUGGCCCCUCACCAGACUCAGGCACAAUGGGCCCCCGCCAGUAUGACUGGAGCGCAGCCGAACGCCCCAUUCUAAUUUAACGUUUCCCUCUGAGAGUCAUGCAUUAGUAACUUUCUAGGAACUACAGUGCGGAGCCGGGCUCUCAGGACAGCUGAGAUGUUUUAGUUCCCCAGCAAUAGCACAGGUAUUUUAAUGAGCUCUCUGAGACAGACAUCAUACUUUAUUGAAAUGUGUCACAAUAAAGAACCAUUCAAAUCUU
Messenger RNA from Mesocricetus auratus (golden hamster), 3893 nucleotides. It is a transcript of the gene Irag2, whose product is annotated as inositol 1,4,5-triphosphate receptor associated 2. The record is from RefSeq and is a predicted model, not a curated record. Lineage: Eukaryota; Metazoa; Chordata; Mammalia; Rodentia; Cricetidae. Bases 114 to 3680 code for a protein of 1188 amino acids. The transcript is spliced from 33 exons. Gene Ontology annotation, cellular component: endoplasmic reticulum membrane.